This is a messenger RNA of Alternaria alternata, 879 nucleotides long. RefSeq names its product NAD(P)-binding protein. The transcript is spliced from 3 exons. The record is from RefSeq and is a predicted model, not a curated record. Bases 1 to 879 code for a protein of 292 amino acids. NCBI's taxonomy places the organism in Eukaryota, Fungi, Ascomycota, Dothideomycetes, Pleosporales, Pleosporaceae.
AUGUCUAGUACCAAUUCGUGCCACUACCUGCCUAAUGGCAAGCCCAAAACCGUCAUAAUCACAGGCAGCGCCAAUGGCAUCGGUGCGAAAACAGCUCGUACCUACCAUGAACAUGGUUGUAAUAUCGUCGUAGCCGAUCUUGCUUCCUCCAGCAAGGCAGCCAAUGCUCUUGUCUCAUCUCUACCUGAACCAUCACGAGCCAUUUAUCACCCCACUAACAUUGUUAGUUGGAGCGACAUGCAAAACCUGUUUCGGGAGACAAAGAAGACAUUUGGUCAAGUGGAUAUCGUCGUUGCGAAUGCAGGGCUGAUGGAAAGCAAAGGUUUCUUCGACUUUGAAGAGGACGAGCAAGGAGAACUAAUGGAGGCGGUUGAAGCUGGCAAGAUCAUCGAUGUUAAUCUGAAAGGCACUAUGAAUAACUUGGACGGUGCACGAGGCUCGAUCGUACUUAUAGCCUCAACGUCUGGGUACUUCGGUGGAACUGGCGUAGUCUCAUAUGUCUCUUCCAAGCAUGGCGUAAUAGGUUUAGCGCGAGCCUCACAGACUGUUGCCCAGCAGCUCAGUAUUCGAGUCAAUGUCGUAGCACCCUUCUUCACCCCUACGCACAUUACCUCAGGUUACUCAGAGAAGUGGAAGGACUAUGGUUUGCCAGCAAAUACAACUGCAGAUGUAGCUAAUGCUAUUGUGACCACAAGUAUGCACCCUGAGAGACAGGGCCAUAGCAUGAUGGUCGCAGGCAACUUGGUGAGAGAGAUUGAAGUGGCAAGAACAAGCGCAACGAAAGAUUGGCUAGGAGUGGAGAUAUUUGAUAUUAUGACGAGAGGCGGCAAGUUCUUCAACGACCUGGGCGGCUAUACACUGCCUAAAGCACGGUCCUAA